Molecule: messenger RNA, 2252 nt
Organism: Myxocyprinus asiaticus (Chinese sucker)
Lineage: Eukaryota; Metazoa; Chordata; Actinopteri; Cypriniformes; Catostomidae
Product: ubiquitin-conjugating enzyme E2 G1
Exons: 6
Coding region: 149-661 (170 amino acids)
Biological process (GO): proteasome-mediated ubiquitin-dependent protein catabolic process; protein polyubiquitination
Molecular function (GO): ubiquitin conjugating enzyme activity
Source: RefSeq, a predicted model, not a curated record
CAGACAGCAGAGCGCAUGUGCGCACUGGAUCAGAAAAUGUUGAUCAAAAAGGACUAGAGCAGAGACGGAAAGACGCGCAAGAACACGCAAACAUAUUCUUCUCAUUAGUGAAUUGUCGACUGUCAACCUAGAAUAUAACUUAUAAAAAAUGACGGAGCCUCAGUCAGCACUGUUACUCAGGAGACAGCUGGCAGAACUGAACAAAAAUCCUGUGGAAGGAUUCUCAGCCGGUUUAAUAGAUGAUAAUGACCUCUAUAGAUGGGAAGUGCUAAUAAUCGGUCCUCCUGAUACACUCUAUGAGGGUGGUGUCUUUAAAGCCCAUCUUACGUUUCCCAAAGACUAUCCUCUCAGACCUCCUAAAAUGAAGUUCAUAACAGAAAUAUGGCAUCCAAACGUCGACAAGAAUGGUGAUGUUUGUAUUUCAAUAUUACACGAACCAGGGGAAGAUAAAUACGGCUAUGAGAAACCAGAGGAGCGCUGGCUCCCCAUCCACACUGUAGAGACCAUCAUGAUUAGUGUCAUCUCUAUGCUAGCUGACCCCAAUGGAGAUUCCCCUGCCAACGUUGAUGCAGCAAAAGAGUGGAGGGAAGACAGACAUGGUGAAUUCAAAAGGAAAGUUGCGCGCUGUGUAAGAAAAAGUCAAGAGACUGCCUUUGAGUGAUAUUCAUCCAGCAGCUUGUAGCUUCUAUUUUCAGGGUCUCCAGUUGAGAAACAACAUGGCACUGUUUUCUUGCACUCUACCACCCUAUUGCUGGACUGGUUUUCAUUGAAUGUUGGCAGUAACAGGCUGGCAUUAAUAGGCUGCAAUAGAACAUAAGGCCAUCACAGAUGCUGACAGAACACGCCAAGCAAGUGCCAUCAAAAAAAGAGAAAAAAAAACGUACAAAUUAUUAUGCUUUUCUCCUUUUUUUUCCAAGUCUAUGAACUGAUACAACUUUCAGGAAUAAAUUGUAAAGAACUGUACAUAGCACAGACAUAAAAACCGGAUAAUAUAUAAUUACUGUUCCUAUCCAUCCAGCGAGACUUAGUACCAAAUAAAUUAGCAGUUCUGUAGUUAGAGUGUGACAUCCUGUAAAGUUUUUGAAGACUAUAGAUCAUCUUCCACCUUCCCCUCCUGCUGCCUCACAUCUACUAGUGUGCAUCAGAUCUGUUACAGGUGUGAGUGGUCUUGCAUACUUGCCUGUCAGUUUGAACAAGUGAAGUCUGCUUUGGUAUUUCUCACUCAAACUUGAUCAGGUUUUAGGAUGGGGAAGUCAGGGGUAAGCUAUCAUUAAAAUGAAUCAAGCAUGCUUGCCAUUCUGGACAGCUCUCACUCGGGACACUUCAGGUAAAAUGAAUGGCUGUAAAGCACGGUCAUUUUCUAAUUGAUUAGGGGGUCAUGAAGGUGUUUCUCUGGUUUGGAUUUUAAAUGGGGUGGGAGGGGAAUGCUCUUGCUUUGGCUGAAAGAGAGCUCUGUUAUAGAGGAUGACAGCAUUCUGAGUGUCAGGUUCUAAUCUUUUCCCAUGUUUCUGUUUGGAGCGGGGAGGCCGUGGCAAGGAAACCCAUCAGAUGUGUUUUUUUUUUUUAUUUUUAUUUUUAUAUAUUUUUUUUUUUGCAUGUUUAGGUUCUCUUUUGUUUUCAAAAGUGCCUCCAAGUUAAAUAGCUUGGCUUGUUACAUGCCCUGCAUCAAACAGGAGCUAACGGGAGGGACAUGUUGACAUGAGAACUACUCAACAUCCUCUCAAGCUUGUGUGGUGUUUUUUCCCCAUAAUUCUUGUACCAGCAUUAUGAAUUGUUAUUUUGGUGUAGCAAUAACUCUGAUUUGCCCACUCGUGUGUGGACAUGUUAAAAUUGGAUUCUCAAAUAAGAUUUCUGGUAAAGAUCUUGCAUAGAUUUCUCCCUUUCAUCACACCUGAUUAUUUCUGUUUUUUUACAGCUUGACGUGUGUGUGUGUGUGUGUGUGUGUGUGUGUGUGUGGUCUUUGAUAGGUUUCUUAGCCAUGCUUUAAAUGUAGGUUUCUCGCAAACAGUUUAUGGGAUUUCAGCUGAAAAGUGUGUGUGUCUGUUUGUGUUCAUGCCUGUAUCCUACACUCACUCUCACUCUCUCCCUCUCCUCCCACAAUCCUUAAUUCUCCGGUUAAUUUUAUUCUGGCUCUGACAGACUACUGCAGUUCUUUUGCCUAAUGUACAAAGACAAAAUACCGAUGUAUAUUUUUCAUGUUAUGGAAAUUGUCACCUCUUGUGAGUUCUUCUAAAAUAUAAUUUUUUUCAAUA